AUGGAGGCAGCAAUGGUGAGCGUGGAAGGCGGUGGGUGCAACAGCCACCCGCCUUACGGCUACGCCCAGCGGAGGGAGCGUCUGGCCAACUCGCGCGCUGCUGCCGCCGCCGCCGCCGCCGUUGCCAACAGCAACCAGCACGCGGCGGGCGGCUGUCAGCAGCAGCAGCAGCAGCAGCGGGCGCGCCGCUCCCGCCGCCUGCACCUCAACAUGGACGGCGACGAGACGUCGUGUCCCGUCGAGCCGCCGCCUCCUCCGCCGCCGUCCCGCCACGGUUACGGCUCGGUGUACAGCGAGUACGAGUGCUGCGAGAGGGUGGUCAUCAACGUGUCGGGCCUGCGCUUCGAGACCCAGACCAAGACCCUGGAGCAGUUCCCCGACACGCUGCUGGGCGACCCCGACAGGAGGAUGUGCUACUUCGACCCGUUGAGGAACGAGUACUUCUUCGACAGGAACCGCCCGAGCUUCGACGCCAUCCUCUACUACUACCAGUCGGGGGGCCGCCUAAAGCGGCCGGUCAACGUGCCCUUCGACAUCUUCGCCGAGGAGAUCAAGUUCUACGAGCUGGGCGACGAGGCCAUGCUCAAGUUCCGCGAGGAGGAGGGCUUCGUCAAGGAGGAGGACAAGCCGCUGCCCGAAGACGAGUUCAGGCGCCAAGUCUGGCUGCUCUUCGAGUAUCCCGAGAGCUCCAGCCCGGCGAGGGGCAUCGCCAUCGUCUCGGUGCUGGUCAUCCUCAUCUCCAUCGUCAUCUUCUGCCUGGAGACACUGCCCGAAUUCCGCGACGAGCGCGACUUCCCCUCGGGCUCCAGGGCGGCUAAUGGCACCGUCCGGGCCUCGGCGGCGGCAGCCGCCGCCACCUUCAGCGACCCUUUCUUCAUCGUGGAGACGGUGUGCAUCGUGUGGUUCUCCUUCGAGCUGCUGGUGCGCUUCUUCGCCUGCCCCAGCAAGCCGGGCUUCUUCAAGAACAUCAUGAACAUGAUCGACAUCGUCUCCAUCCUGCCCUACUUCAUCACCUUGGGCACCGAGCUGGCACAGGUGCAGGGCAACGGGCAACAGGCCAUGUCCUUCGCCAUCCUCAGGACCAUCCGCUUGGUUCGGGUGUUCCGCAUCUUCAAGCUGUCCCGCCACUCGAAGGGUCUGCAGAUCCUCGGCCACACGCUGCGGGCCAGCAUGAGGGAGCUGGGCCUGCUCAUCUUCUUCCUGUUCAUUGGCGUCAUCUUGUUCUCAAGCGCCGUGUACUUCGCCGAAGCCGACGACCCCAAGUCUCAGUUCACCAGCAUCCCCGACGCUUUCUGGUGGGCUGUGGUCACCAUGACUACGGUGGGUUACGGGGACAUGAAGCCCAUCACGGUGGGCGGCAAGAUCGUGGGCUCCCUUUGCGCCAUCGCUGGGGUAUUGACCAUCGCAUUGCCCGUGCCUGUCAUCGUUUCCAACUUCAACUACUUCUACCACCGGGAGACGGAGAACGAGGACCAGUCUCAGGUGGCCCAGGCUAGCGCUCUCCCUUACCUCCCUUCCACUUUCUUGAAAAAGUUCCGCAGCUCUUCCUCUUUGGGCAACAAAUCUGAAUAUUUGGAGAUGGAGGAGGGCUUGAAAGAAUCUCUGUGCUUGAAGCAGAAGUCUAAAGGCAACGGCACAGAGACUGUCAAACUUAAUUCCGUAAGUCUCAAAGCAGUGGAGACGGAUGUUUGA
Molecule: messenger RNA, 1692 nt
Organism: Pristis pectinata (smalltooth sawfish)
Lineage: Eukaryota; Metazoa; Chordata; Chondrichthyes; Rhinopristiformes; Pristidae
Gene: kcna4
Product: potassium voltage-gated channel, shaker-related subfamily, member 4
Exons: 2
Coding region: 1-1692 (563 amino acids)
Biological process (GO): potassium ion transmembrane transport; protein homooligomerization
Cellular component (GO): membrane; voltage-gated potassium channel complex
Molecular function (GO): delayed rectifier potassium channel activity; potassium ion binding; protein binding
Source: RefSeq, a predicted model, not a curated record